Messenger RNA from Aspergillus saccharolyticus JOP 1030-1, 543 nucleotides. RefSeq lists its product as uncharacterized. The record is from RefSeq and is a predicted model, not a curated record. Lineage: Eukaryota; Fungi; Ascomycota; Eurotiomycetes; Eurotiales; Aspergillaceae. The transcript has 2 exons. The coding region runs from base 1 to 543 and encodes 180 amino acids.
AUGGCGCUAGAACGGGCUCGGUAUGUAACAGGCACCUUAUACAACGACCCCUUCACGUACGGCCGUUGGACCAUUGACCAGACCCUUGGGGCUGCCGAUGGCACCCCUCUCAUUCCGGGGGAUGGCAUCGUGGGCUUCGCGGGUGGUGAGGUGGCUCAGUUCCCCCACGGUGCACCGCCUUUCUUCCACUCCCUCUGCCUGCAGGGCCUGGUCUCCUCGUGUCGCUUCGGGAUUGUGCUGGGGAGCCACUCGACUGGCACCCAGGUAGGUGUUGGGCGAGCUGGACUCCUAUCUGUUGGAAGGCACUCUCAUGGCCUUCUUGGCCGACGUGCCCGUCAACGACACCCUUCUCACGAAGGACGUGCCCCCCUCGUCUUUGGUGUUCCUCCCUCCCGAAUGAUCUACCGAGGUCGAUUCUGGCAGCUCUUUUCCGAGGCCUGUAUAUUGACCACGAUGUCGAAAUGCGACCGUGGGGGUGGCCGUUUCCAAGACUCAGUCUGCCUCUGCGACUCCCAGCAGCUCACCCUCGGUCAUCGCAAGUAG